Molecule: messenger RNA, 1330 nt
Organism: Nomia melanderi (Alkali bee)
Lineage: Eukaryota; Metazoa; Arthropoda; Insecta; Hymenoptera; Halictidae
Cellular component (GO): cytoplasm
Molecular function (GO): oxidoreductase activity, acting on the CH-OH group of donors, NAD or NADP as acceptor
Source: RefSeq, a predicted model, not a curated record
AUGAUAAUACGAUACGCUCCGUGCUGUCUCGAAUAUAUUCGAUUCACAGUUACCUUCGAGUAUCUACUGAAGAUUGGAUUAAUCCUUUCGUUCCCCAGAAGUCCAAGUAAAAUCGAAUUCUGCCAGUUUUAUAGAACGACAGCAGUUCGGCAAAAGAAAAAGAAGAGCGGAGGUUGGUUCUCGAAAAGGAGGUCAGAUAUCUGCGCCGAUUCACCGACACCGAUUAUCGAUCCUGCAUGCAAAGUCGCAGUUGUGGUCGGUGGUUCCGAUGGCUUCGGUUUCGCGGCGGCCGAGCAUCUUUUAUGCAAAGGAGCACGAAAGGUCAUGAUAACAGACAGCGACGCGGAGAAAGGAAGAAUGGCGGCGCAGAGGCUCUGCGAUGCCUAUGGGAAGGAUCGUGUGCAAUUCGCUCAAGGUCAUGUGCACAAUCGUUGCCAAUUCGAAGCUACUUUGAAUCACGCUCGCUGCAAAUACAAAGGUAUACAUAUCAUUUUCAACGACUUCGAUAAGGAAUGGCCCUUAACGAGUAAUAGCGCAGGAAUGAAAGAGAAUAACGCAGCCAAAAUGAUCCGAGUAGAAAUGAAAGUUUUCGAGAAAAAGGAUAACGGUCCCGAUGGCGUGAUAGUAAACUGUGCAAGCAUUUUUGGGUUCAUGGGUUGGCCCCAGGAUCCGUUUCCUAUUUAUUGCAAAAAGGAGCCUGUAAUUGAAGUGACUAAGGACUUCGUGAAAGAGACAAACGCUGAAGAAACUGGGGUACGCCUAAUUGUUCUGUGCCCAUCAACCAAACACUUCAAUGACAUAGGGUUGCCCGACAUCCCGGAUCCCAUUCCCGAUCAUCGAAUCUGCGAGUUACCGCCUUGUGUGCCAAUCACGAAACGUCAAAUUGGUCCAGCUUUGAGCCACGUGCUGGCUUGGGCUCAACAUGGAAGCGUCUGGUUGGUAGAACCAGCGAUUAGUGUACACGAAACUCCUCGAUUGAUCCAUUUUCCAGUUGAAGAAGGAGAAACAGUUGAUCCGAAAGUUUACCAAACAUUAUCCUGCAGUAUUAAAACAACGCCACCAUGCGUUGAACUCUCCAAUCAUAAUAAAUCGAAACUGUGUCAGCGGUUAAAGAGUAAAAUUUGCAAAGUGAAGGCUCCGAAACGGAAAUAAACAAUUAGUUGCGUAAAAGCUCAAUAUUUCAAGACGUUCUACGAUUUCACGUAUUCAAUUAAAUCAUUUUGAUCGAAUUAGUUGCAAUCACUGAAUUCUAAAUAAUUUGCAAUUAUUAUGUAACACAUAUCACAAGAGAAAUGUAAUAAGAAAGAGUCAGCAUUAAAGAAUAAACACG